This is a messenger RNA of Hemisphaericaspora subhashii, 1641 nucleotides long. NCBI's taxonomy places the organism in Eukaryota, Fungi, Ascomycota, Pichiomycetes, Serinales, Debaryomycetaceae. The record is from the annotation of a RefSeq genome assembly.
AUGGAUAGCAAUCAACCAUCCUCACUGAUACACCCCGAACAAGCCAUGCGCUGGACCACACGAUGACUCUUCAGUACAUCCCACAAAGACAUCGGAGUACUGUACUUCAUCUAUGGUAUCAUCAGCGCUAUGGUCGCCACAGGUAUGUCGGUGAUCAUCAGGAUGGAGCUAAGUGGACCCGGUAGCCAAUACCUCCACAACAACAACCAAGUGUUCAACGUCAUGGUCACAGCCCACGCCAUAGGGAUGAUCUUCUUGUUCAUCAUGCCUAUCCUCAUCGGUGCACUAGGGAACUUCUUCCUGCCGGUGCUCAUCGGUGCGGUAGACAUGGCGUUCGCAAGACUGAACAACGUCAGCUUCUGAAUGCUACCACCAGCACUGGUGUGUGUCAUAGGAUCACUCCUGAUCGAGAGCGGUGCAGGAACAGGAUGAACGGUGUAUCCACCUCUGUCUAGCAUAGCAGCCCACUCAGGGCCCAGCGUAGACUUAGCGAUCUUCGCCAUCCACCUAACCACCAUCUCCAGCCUACUAGGAGCCAUCAACUUCAUCGUGACCACACUGAACAUGAGAACGAUAGGAAUGGAGCUAACGGACAGCCCGCUGUACGUGUGAGCGAUCUUCUUCACCGCCAUCCUGCUGCUGCUGUCACUGCCAGUCCUAACGGCAGCGGUGACACUGCUUCUGAUGGACCGUAACUUCAACACUGGCUUCUACGAGGUAGGAGCAGGGGGAGACCCAGUGCUGUACGAGCACCUGUUCUGGUUCUUCGGACACCCAGAGGUCUACAUCAUCAUCAUCCCAGGCUUCGGAAUCAUCUCCCACGUACUGUCAACCUACAGCAAGAAGGCGAUCUUCGGAUCCAUCGGGAUGAUCUACGCCAUGGGGUCGAUCGGUCUACUAGGGUUCCUGGUAUGAUCACACCACAUGUUCACGGUAGGGCUGGACAUCGACAGCCGAGCCUACUUCACUAGCGCAACCAUGGUGAUCGCCAUCCCAACAGGGGUCAAGAUCUUCAGCUGACUAGCCACCAUCUACGGAGGUAGCCUACGACUAACCGUCCCCAUGCUGUUCGCACUAGGAUUCCUGUUCCUCUUCACGAUAGGAGGUCUAACAGGAGUGAUGAUCUCGAACGCCUCGAUAGACGUAGCAUUCCAUGACACAUAUUACAUCGUAGGACACUUUCAUUACGUCCUAUCAAUGGGAGCCCUGUUCAGCUUAGUGGCAGGCUUCUACUACUGAAGCCCCGCCAUGUUCGGCUUACACUACAACCGUCUACUAGGUGAGGUGUUCUUCUGACUCCUGUUCAUCUCAGUAAACCUGAUCUUCCUGCCCAUGCACUUCCUAGGCCUGAACGGUAUGCCUAGACGGAUACCACAGUACCCUGACGCCUUCUACGGAUGAAACCUCAUCAGUAGCUGAGGCUCAGUGCUGUCAAUCGUAGCCCUAGGAGUAGGACUCUACAGCGUAGAGCUACAGCUAGAGGAGGGAGAGAACGAGGCCUCAGAGGUACAACUAGAGCCCGACUACGUCGAGUCUAACCUACUAAGACAGGCUCAUGUGAGUGAGCUAGAGCUAGUACUAGAGAGACCGAUGGGCUACCACACCUUCAACGAGCUACCGAUCCUGCUCGAACAGAGAUAG